This is a messenger RNA of Durusdinium trenchii, 560 nucleotides long. The record is from the annotation of a GenBank genome assembly. NCBI's taxonomy places the organism in Eukaryota, Dinophyceae, Suessiales, Symbiodiniaceae.
AUGGAAGCGUAUGAUGCUGCUGUGCAGGAGGGCCGAACAAAUCCAUGUGCCUACGUUCAAUCCCUUGGGCUGAAGGGAUUCUACAGAUCAUGCAUUUACAAGUGGAAGAAGACCCGUCAGCAAGAUAGCUGGACGGUCAUGCGCGCAGCCUCUCCACGUUUGGCAAAGAAAUAUCGUGAAUUGCCAGACGUGUUGAGAAACUUGCUAGGGAAGCAGCGCAAGUUCAUCCAACGCGCGUCCAAUGCCUCAGGCUCUGCCACUUGCAUCCUACCCGCCGCUUUUCAAGACAUGGUUGCUUCUGCAGUUGUUGAAAGAAUAGAUCUUGGAGAGGAAGUGGAUUUUAACUACGUUGUUGCGCUGUUGGAGGUGGCCAUUGAGCAGUGGAACUUAUGUGUGAAAUCCAUGAAAGAGGAGAUGGAAUCCCCACAUGCUAUCCUUGAGGGCAUUGAACAUCGGGGCAACUUUGAACCAGAAGAUUUGGAUACAGCCGUCAACGACAUGCGGGCCCAGAGCCAGAUGCUUCGUGAGAUUGCUUUGCCACCCACAUCCAAUGCAUUUAU